AUGGGCUCCGUCGCAUCUCCCCAGGAGCAGGACCGCCAUACCUUCUACGGUGGCAAGGCACAGCAGUCGGCCGACAGCCCCGGCACAUUCCAGACGGUCGACCCGUCGACGGCCAAACCAACAGCCACCAUCCACACAUCGUCCCGCCAGUCCGUCGACGCCGCCAUCGCCAGCGCGGCAUCCGCCUUCCCGUCAUGGUCGGCCACGCCGCCCAUCGAGCGCAGCCGCGUCCUGCACCGCGCCGUGGCCCUGCUGCGUGAGCGCAACGACGAGCUGGCCCGCGUCGAGACCCUGGACACGGGCAAGCCCUUCUCCGAGACCUCGACCGUCGACGUCGUCACGGGCGCCGACGUGCUCGAGUACUACGCCUCGCUGGUCGCCUCGGGCGGGCUCAACGGCGAGAGCUUCCGCCUGCGGCCCGAGGCGUCCGUCACCACCACCAAGGAGCCCCUGGGCGUGUGCGCCGCCAUCGGCGCCUGGAACUACCCCAUCCAGAUCGCCCUGUGGAAGUCGGCCCCUUGCCUGGCCGCGGGCAACACACUCGUCUACAAGCCGAGCGAGUUCACCCCGCUGCACGCCCAGCGCCUCGCAGAGGCCUACCGCGACGCCGGCCUCCCCGACGGCGUCUUCAACGUCGUCUACGGCGCCGGCGACGUCGGCGCCCAGCUGUCGGCGCACCCGCGCGUCGCAAAGGUCAGCUUCACGGGGCAGGUCUCCACGGGGAAGAAGGUCGCCGGCGCCGCGGCGGGCGGGAUGAAGUACGUGACCAUGGAGCUGGGCGGCAAGAGCCCCGUCGUCGUGCUGCCGGACUGCGACGUGGGGGCCGCCGUCGACGGCGCCAUGAUGGCCAACUUCUUCAGCUCGGGCCAGGUCUGCACCAACGGCACCAGGGUCUUCGUCCCGCGCGCAUUGCAAGCCGAGUUCGAGCGCGUGCUGGUCGACAGGAUGCAGUACAUACGCGCCGGCGACCUGUUCGACCCCAACACAAACUUCGGCCCGCUCAGCAGCGCGACGCACCGCGACAAGGUCGUCAGCUACAUCCGCCACGGAAUCGAGGCGGACAAGGCGCGGCUGCUGUACGGCGGCAACACCUCCCCCGGCGCGGUGAGCGUGCCGGCCCCCCUCAAGGAUGGGUACUGGGUCCAGCCCACCGUGUUCACCGACUGCACGGAGGACAUGAAGGUCGUGCGCGAGGAGAUCUUCGGCCCCGUCAUGUGCAUCCUGCCCUACGACACCCUCGACGAGGCCGUCAGGAAGGCGAACAACACGGACAUGGGCCUGGCGGCGGGCGUCUUCGGGAAGGAUAUCAACCAGUGCCACCAGGUCAUCGCCCAGCUCGAGGCAGGCAUCACGUGGGUCAACACAUGGGGCGAGUCGCCCGCGGAGAUGGCCGUGGGCGGGUGGAAGCUGAGCGGGCUGGGCGUGGAGAACGGCAGGAAGGGGCUCGAGAACUGGACGAGGAACAAGAGCACGCUCAUCGAGAUGAGCGGUACUGUGCCUACCGUGUUUGCGAAGCUGUAA
Diaporthe citri is the source of this 1521-nucleotide messenger RNA. RefSeq lists its product as uncharacterized. The record is from RefSeq and is a predicted model, not a curated record. NCBI's taxonomy places the organism in Eukaryota, Fungi, Ascomycota, Sordariomycetes, Diaporthales, Diaporthaceae. The coding region runs from base 1 to 1521 and encodes 506 amino acids. Gene Ontology annotation, molecular function: aldehyde dehydrogenase (NAD+) activity. The transcript has a single exon.